AUGAAACCUGUGAUCGUUUCUAUGGAAACUGUAGCAGUUGUCCUACUGGAUGGAAAGGCUCCUUUUGUAAUAUGUGUAAGUCCUGCUUGUGAAUACAAUGAAUAUGGAAAAGACUGUUUAGAGAGGUGCAGUGGAAACUGUUUAAAUGGUGAAACCUGUGAUCGUUUCUAUGGAAACUGUAAUAGCUGUUCUACUGGAUGGAAAGGUCCCAUGUGUAAUGUGUCCUGUGACAGCGGGGAAUAUGGAAAAGACUGUCAGGGAAUAUGUAGUGGAAACUGUUUAAAUGGUGAAACCUGUGACCGAUUUUAUGGAAACUGUAGCUACUGUUCUGUCGGUUGGAAAGGUCUUAUGUGUAAUAUUUCCUGUGAUAUCGGAGAAUAUGGAAAAGACUGCUUAGAGAGGUGUAGUGGAAACUGUUUAAAUGGUGAAACCUGUGAUCGUUUCUAUGGAAACUGUAGCUACUGUUCUACUGGAUGGAAAGGUCCUAUGUGUAAUGUCUCUUGUGAAAACAAUGAAUAUGGAAAAGACUGUUCAGAGAGGUGUAGUGAAAACUGUUUGAAUGAUGAAACCUGUGAUCGUUUCUAUGGAAAUUGUAGUCACUGUUCUGCCGGAUGGAAAGGUCCCUUGUGUAAUGUGUCUUGUGCGAGCGGAGAAUAUGGUAAAGACUGCUUAGAGAGGUGUAGUGGAAACUGUUUGAAUGGUGAAAGCUGUAAUCGUUUCUAUGGAAACUGUAGUAAAUGUUCUGCUGGAUGGAAAGGGCCUUUGUGUAAUAUUUCCUGUGAUAUCGGAGAAUAUGGAAAAGACUGCUUAGAGAGGUGUAGUGGAAACUGUUUAAAUGGUGAAACCUGUGAUCGUUUCUAUGGAAACUGUAGCUACUGUUCUACUGGAUGGAAAGGUCCCAUGUGUAAUGUCUCCUGUGAGAGUGGAGAGUAUGGAAAAGGCUGCUUAGAGAGGUGCAGUGGAAACUGUUUAAAUGGUGAAACCUGUAAUCGUUUCUAUGGAAACUGUAGCAAAUGUUCUGCCGGAUGGAAAGGCCCUAUGUGUAAUAUUUGUAAGUAUAAGUAA
Messenger RNA from Saccostrea echinata, 1065 nucleotides. Its product is annotated as multiple epidermal growth factor-like domains protein 10. The record is from RefSeq and is a predicted model, not a curated record. NCBI's taxonomy places the organism in Eukaryota, Metazoa, Mollusca, Bivalvia, Ostreida, Ostreidae. The transcript has 8 exons. Bases 1 to 1065 code for a protein of 354 amino acids. Gene Ontology annotation, molecular function: scavenger receptor activity.